Messenger RNA from Bufo bufo (common toad), 4477 nucleotides. RefSeq names its product diphosphoinositol pentakisphosphate kinase 2 (gene PPIP5K2). The transcript has 32 exons. Gene Ontology annotation, biological process: inositol phosphate biosynthetic process; inositol metabolic process. The coding region runs from base 413 to 4306 and encodes 1297 amino acids. The record is from RefSeq and is a predicted model, not a curated record. Gene Ontology annotation, cellular component: cytosol. Gene Ontology annotation, molecular function: 5-diphosphoinositol pentakisphosphate 1-kinase activity; inositol hexakisphosphate kinase activity; diphosphoinositol pentakisphosphate kinase activity. NCBI's taxonomy places the organism in Eukaryota, Metazoa, Chordata, Amphibia, Anura, Bufonidae.
GAUCAAAACAUCUCAAUCUACAAACGCCCAGCAAACAGCAUGUGCAGUGUUUCCAACGCGACCUAAAAUCCCCGAGUAGAGGCGUGUGCUGCCCCCGCCCUCCGGUUCUCGCGCACUAGCUGGCAUGUGGGGGAACGGAAGUUUGUGGCUGGUGCAUCAAUGAGGAGAGCCUGUGCCCGCUGCGGAGAGGAGGAAUGGCAUACAGUCAGGGGCCCAGGGCUGAAAAGCGCAGCGCUUGAGGAUUGUAUGAGCCAACGUGAUAACAUUCAGAGACUGAGGGGAUGGAGGCUGCGCGGUCUGCUGGAUUAAAAGGCUGAAUUAUCCUCCCCAUUGUUAAGCAGCGCUAGACAAACUGCAGCGUCAGUCAUCUCUGUACUGAAGCACAUGCAGAUCCAUACGGAAAGUUACCGCCAUGUCUGUUAGCGCUACAGAGGGGGACAUCCCUAGGUUCUUCGUCGGUUGUGAGGAAUCUGACGAAGCUUUGGAACAAGGCAAAGCUGGAAAUGUGGACAAUCUCUUUGAAACCAUUGAAGAUGACGACGACGACGAUGAUGAUGAUGAAGAGUAUGACUCUCCCCCAGAAAGGCAGAUUGUGGUGGGGAUCUGCGCCAUGGCCAAGAAGUCUAAGUCAAAACCCAUGAAAGAAAUCUUGGAACGUCUGUCGUUAUUCAAGUACAUCACCGUGGUCAUCUUUGAGGAAGACGUCAUACUGAAUGAACCUGUAGAGAACUGGCCUUUGUGUGACUGCCUCAUUUCUUUUCACUCCAAAGGAUUUCCACUGGAUACAUCAGUUGCUUAUGCAAAGCUCCGGAAUCCAUUUGUUAUCAAUGACUUGAAUUUGCAAUAUCAGAUACAAGACAGGAGGGAGGUUUAUAGGAUCCUUAAAGAUGAGGGGAUUUUGCUUCCGCGAUAUGCUGUCCUUAAUCGUGAUCCAAACAAGCCAGACGAAUGUAAUUUAAUAGAAGGUGAGGAUCACGUGGAGGUGAACGGGGAGAUAUUCCAGAAACCUUUCGUAGAGAAGCCGGUUAGUGCGGAGGAUCACAACGUCUACAUUUACUACCCAACAUCUGCCGGAGGCGGGAGUCAGAGGCUUUUCCGAAAGAUUGGUAGUCGUAGCAGCGUAUAUUCACCUGAAAGCAGUGUGAGGAAGACUGGUGCAUAUAUCUAUGAGGAGUUUAUGCCCACUGAUGGCACUGAUGUCAAGGUUUAUACUGUGGGGCCAGACUAUGCCCAUGCUGAAGCUCGAAAGUCUCCUGCAUUGGAUGGCAAGGUAGAAAGGGACAGUGAAGGCAAAGAAGUUCGGUAUCCUGUUAUUUUAAACGCCAGAGAGAAACUAAUAGCCUGGAAAGUGUGCCUCGCCUUCAAGCAAACUGUAUGUGGUUUCGAUUUGCUUCGCGCAAAUGGCCAGUCUUAUGUCUGCGAUGUCAACGGAUUCAGCUUUGUGAAGAACUCUAUGAAGUAUUAUGAUGAUUGUGCCAAGAUUCUUGGAAACAUCAUCAUGCGUGAGCUUGCUCCUCAGUUUCAGAUCCCUUGGUCUAUACCACUGGAAGCGGAGGACAUACCUAUAGUGCCCACAACAUCUGGGACAAUGAUGGAGCUCCGAUGUGUUAUUGCAGUGAUUAGACAUGGCGAUCGGACACCAAAACAAAAGAUGAAAAUGGAAGUAAGACAUCAGAGGUUCUUUGAUCUUUUUGAGAAAUGCUACGGGUACAAGACUGGAAAAUUAAAACUGAAGAAACCAAAGCAGUUACAGGAAGUAUUGGACAUUGCAAGACAGCUUCUUGUGGAUCUUGACCAAAACAAUGAUUCUGAAAUAGAAGAAAGCAAAGCAAAGCUUGAGCAGCUAAAGUCGGUGUUGGAAAUGUAUGGACACUUUUCUGGAAUAAAUCGUAAGGUCCAGCUCACCUAUCUGCCACACGGCUGCCCUAAGACUUCUAGUGAAGAGGAAGACUGUCGAAGAGAGGAACCAUCUUUGCUGUUAGUCCUAAAGUGGGGUGGUGAACUGACCCCAGCCGGCCGAAUUCAAGCAGAGGAACUUGGCAGGGCAUUUCGGUGCAUGUAUCCUGGAGGACAAGGAGAUUAUGCUGGAUUUCCUGGCUGUGGCCUUUUGAGGUUACACAGUACUUAUCGACACGAUCUUAAAAUUUAUGCAUCAGAUGAGGGAAGAGUCCAGAUGACAGCUGCAGCAUUUGCUAAAGGUUUAUUGGCACUGGAGGGAGAACUGACCCCAAUACUUGUUCAGAUGGUGAAGAGCGCAAAUAUGAAUGGCUUGUUGGACAGUGACAGUGACUCUUUAAGUAGCUGUCAGCAUCGAGUGAAAGCAAGGCUGCAUGAGAUUCUUCAGCGGGAUCGUGAUUUUAGUACUGAGGACUUUGAGAAGCUCACUCCUACUGGAAGCAUUUCCCAGAUUAAAUCAAUGCAGAUUAUAAAGAAUCCAGUUAAGACUUGUGACAAAGUUUACUCCCUAAUUCAGAGCCUGACAUCACAGAUCCGGCAAAGAAUGGAAGACCCAAAAUACGCAGAUAUUCAGCUUUAUCACAGCGAGACCCUGGAACUGAUGCUGCGCAGAUGGUGCAAAUUGGAAAAGGAUUUCAAGACAAAAAAUGGAAGAUAUGACAUCAGCAAAAUUCCUGAUAUUUAUGAUUGCAUCAAGUAUGAUGUGCAGCAUAACAGCUCACUGAAGCUGGAGAACAUGAUGGAACUGUACAGGCUUUCCAAGGCACUAGCUGAUAUAGUAAUUCCUCAGGAGUAUGGAAUAUCCAAAGCAGAAAAGCUAGAGAUUGCCAAAGGUUAUUGCACACCCCUUGUGCGGAAGAUACGCUCUGAUCUCCAGAGAACUCAGGAUGAUGACACUGUAAAUAAGCUACAUCCGCUAUAUUCCCGAGGAGUGAUGUCUCCAGAACGCCAUGUGCGCACACGUCUGUAUUUUACCAGCGAGAGUCAUGUGCACUCGCUGCUGUCCACUCUUCGCUUUGGUUCUCUCUGUGAUGAGUUGAAGGAUGAACAGUGGAAAAGGGCAAUGGACUACUUGAACUUUGUUAAUGAACUGAACUACAUGACCCAGAUUGUGAUUAUGCUCUAUGAAGACCCAAACAAGGACUUAUCAUCGGAGGAAAGAUUUCAUGUAGAGCUUCAUUUCAGUCCAGGUGCUAAAGGGUGUGAAGAGGACAAAAACUUGCCUUCUGGAUUUGGUUACAGGCCAGCAUCACGAGAGAGUGAAAGUUCAAAGAAGCAGGUUCAUAGCAAUGACAGCGAUGAAGAGUCUGGUGUGUGCAAACGGGAUGAGCCUGACCGAGCCCUGGUGAUGUUCAAACCUAUGGUGUCUGAUCCGAUUCACAUUCACAGAAAGUCCCCAUUACCUCGUUCCAGAAAGAUAGGCUCUGUAGAGGAAGAGAGCCCCCUGAGUGUGUCUAGCCCAGAGUGUAUCGGUACCUGGAUGCAUUACACCAGUGCUGUGGGUUCUGGGCGUCGAAGACGCAGAUCAGGGGAUCAAAUCACUUCUUCCCCCGUGUCCCCUAAAUCAUUGGCUUUCACAUCCAGUAUUUUUGGCUCAUGGCAACAGGUACUAUCAGAUAAUAAUAGCCAUCUAAGAGCAGGCAGACUCCUGGAGCAGAAGCACAGCGGUUUAGACCCUCACUCACAGAAAAAAGAAUCCAGGAAGUAUUCUCAUUCUGGGAAGUGUAAAACCAGAAGCCACUAUGGGAGCGCUCUACUACGAGGGUCUCACUGCGCGGGUCUCUUUAGUACUACUGUGCUCGGGGCCUCUUCAAGUGCACCUAACCUACUGGAUUAUGCUCGUGCUCAUCGUAAAAAGCUGACUACUUCUGGCUGCCUAGAUGACUCCACACGCAGCUCUGCUGUUAAAAGGUUUUCUAUCUCAUUUGCUCGACACCCAACCAAUGGAUUUGAGCUGUACUCCAUGGUGCCUUCCAUAUGCCCUUUAGAGACUCUCCACAACUCCUUAUCUUUAAAGCAGAUGGACGAGUUCCUUGCGGCAAUUGCAGCCCCUUCGAGUGACUGUCUCCCGGAUACUCCAACAGAUUCUCCUUGUACUCCUGGGUUUCACAGUCAUGUCGGCAGGAAAGUCUCUUUGAAUACAUAUACUCCUGCUAAAAUACUUCCGACACCAUUGCUUCUUGGUGCUGAUGGUACCAUAUCAGACCCUGCUGUUACACAUGGCGGUGGACCAUCAAGCACCAUCUCUACAGCUUGUGAUCUGCUCUCGGAAGAUAGCAAAAGGCAAGAAGAGACGACUCAUCUCCAGCAAGAUGUCUGUGUACAAGCAAGACCGAAUCUACAUUCUUGAAGAGUUGUAGUAAUGCGGCAUUAGCGAAUUGUAUCUAUAUCGGAGAUAUUUAAAUAUUUUUUUUACUUCAUAUCAGAUUGUAUAUACUGACAGAGCAUAGAUGAAAUGUACAUUAAAGGGGUAUUCCCACUGGACAUUUAUGGCAUAUCAUUAGGAAAGGUCUUAAAGGCU